AUGCAGGUCGCGGAAAUUGAUCAACGCGUUAUUGAGCAGGAUCUAACAGAGCCUUUCAUACCGGACGAUCCACUGAUCAAGCCAUCAAAUCAUUCCUGCAGGCUUCUCGGAUCUUCUUCCGACGCCAUUCCGAUCGCCUCAGGAGGCCGUUUGCAAUCUCUGACCUGUCGGGUAUUCUAUCGGCCCCUCCGAGACAGCUCGUCUGUCUACCCACACCACUCGGCGCCUGACAACCGUUCAGAGCGCUCGAACGUCGCGCCAUCGCUUGACCCGCUCGGUCCUCGCUCACCCGCAACCAUCAUCUGCUUCAUCACGAUGCGCAGCAUUGGUCCUUCAGCAUCGACGCUGCGGUCGCGGCUCGUCCGCGUUGCCACCAUCACUAUGCUGCUUUGGACCGUGGCAACACAUGCAGCGCCAGCACCCAUCGAUCGACCAGGCUACCUUCCACCAGAGGCACAGACGCCCGCCGAAUCAACACAAUCUUCGCUCACGCAGCAAAAGUGGAUCGGACUCACCCUCGCCAUCAGCAGUUCGCUCGCCAUCGGCACCAGCUUCAUCAUCACCAAAAAGGGCCUCAUGGACGCAGCAGAUAGGCACAACGGCCUCGCCUCGGAUGGUCACACCUACCUUCAGAAUCCCAUCUGGUGGGCCGGUAUGGCCACCAUGAUCGUCGGCGAGGUCGCCAACUUUGCUGCCUACACCUUUGCUCCACCCAUUCUCGUCACUCCUCUCGGUGCCCUCAGUGUGCUCAUUGGCGCCAUCCUUGCCUCUUUCAUCCUCAAAGAGGAGCUUGGUCGUCUCGGAAAGGUCGGCUGCACCCUCUGCCUUGUCGGUACCGUCAUCAUUGUCGUCAAUGCGCCAGAAGACAAGGAGAUCCAGACCAUCGACGAGAUGCUCAACUACGCACUCCAGCCUGGCUUCCUUUUCUACUGCACGUUUGUGCUCGGCUUUUCGCUCUUUAUGAUCUUCCGCAUGGUGCCAAAGUACGGACGCAAGACGCCGCUCGUCUACAUCUCCAUCUGCUCCCUCAUCGGUUCCAUCUCGGUCAUGAGCGUCAAAGGUCUCGGUGUCGCUCUCAAGCUCACAUUUGCCGGAAGCAAUCAGUUCACCCAUCCUUCGACGUACUGCUUCGCCAUCGUCGUGGUGGUCUGCAUCCUGACGCAGAUGAACUACUUCAACAAGGCCCUCGAUCAGUUCUCGACCAACGUCGUCAACCCGAUCUAUUACGUCUUCUUCACCACCUCAACGAUCCUCGCGUCCGUCCUGCUCUUCCAAGGCUUCAACACAACGACGGCACCUGCCGUCUCACUUCUCGGCGGUUUCAUCGUCAUCUUCACUGGCGUCUACUUGCUCAAUCUCAACCGCAUCAUCGACCCUGUCACCCAACAGCCUCGAAUGUCGCUCGUCACGGGAGAAGGCACAACGCGCCUCUCAGAGCAGCACGAGCGUCUGCUCGACCAGCAGCGCGCCAUGAGCAGCUUCGCCAAUGGCAGAACAAGUCUCAGCGGUCCUGCAGGGCGUAGUGCCACACUGUUCGGACACGGCAGACGAAGCAGCGCAGGCUCAUCGGUACUUUUCAGCGCCUACGAAAACGAGGAGGCGCUGGGGCUUACACGACUAGAUGAGGACGAGUACGACGAAGACGUUCGCGAUACUUCACCCAUGAUCCGUCAAACCAAGACGCACUCUGCUCGUGCCAACGACGUCAACGGUCACGGUCCAUCAGGGGAGGCGACGACGCGAACACAACGCCAGCACAAGCGACAAAGCUUGAUCGACGAUCCGACGCCCAACUACGAGCACGGUCGAUGA
Molecule: messenger RNA, 1812 nt
Organism: Pseudozyma hubeiensis SY62
Lineage: Eukaryota; Fungi; Basidiomycota; Ustilaginomycetes; Ustilaginales; Ustilaginaceae
Exons: 2
Coding region: 1-1812 (603 amino acids)
Biological process (GO): magnesium ion transport
Cellular component (GO): membrane
Molecular function (GO): magnesium ion transmembrane transporter activity
Source: RefSeq, a predicted model, not a curated record